Messenger RNA from Calidris pugnax (ruff), 785 nucleotides. Its product is annotated as centromere protein L-like. Bases 40 to 495 code for a protein of 151 amino acids. The record is from RefSeq and is a predicted model, not a curated record. Lineage: Eukaryota; Metazoa; Chordata; Aves; Charadriiformes; Scolopacidae. The transcript is spliced from 2 exons.
GGGGAGCGGCGGCGGUAGGCCCGGUGUUUGGGGCCGGCCAUGGAGUCGGCGGACGGGGCGGCGCGGACGCUGCUCAGCAUCAGGCGGCUGUCGCGGGGGCCGCCGUUCGGGCGGGCGCAAGGGUGGCUAGGGCUCAGCCACGGCGGCCAGCUGCUCUCCCCGCCCGCGCCGCACUCCCAGGAAAGCGCAGACCCUCAGAAAACAGCGUUCCUGCUGCGCAAGCAGUGGGCCUUAUACAGCGUGACCCCUCUCUACAAGUUCUGUGACGCUCACCUGAAGGAUUACGCUCGGCUGCUGAGUGCUUUUAUUGCUGCCGAGAAGCAGAAAGGAUUGGCAGUGGAAGUAGGGGUUGAGCUGGACAUCAAAGUGACUGUCUCCAGCGUUCCUGACCUGAAAGGUAGUGACCGAGACCAGGCUGCGAUUCUCGUUCAGGUAAGGAGCCUUCCUGGUGCUAAAUCCGAGAGAAUAAUUGCUGGAAUAUCUGUUGAGACUUAAUAAAAGUAAGUCCUGUCUAUUUUCAAUUCAAACAGAACAUUUAGAUGAUCUUUGAGGUCCCUUCCAACCCUAACCAUUCUAUGAUUCUAUUUCAUAAACAAUGGAUGUGUUUAAUUGCAGCUGCGAGUUCAACUCUUUGAUAAGCUCAGUGUAAGACUACGGGGAGCAAUCCUCUUAUUUUUUAGCUCAGCAGUCAGUUUACUGCAAGAACUUGGACAGGUAGUUUAACUUCUCGGAUGAAGUUGGUGUAAUCCUACCUCCUGGUCACAGUUUGAGUCCAAUUAAUAUUU